Messenger RNA from Esox lucius (northern pike), 811 nucleotides. Its product is annotated as saxitoxin and tetrodotoxin-binding protein 1. The coding region runs from base 148 to 759 and encodes 203 amino acids. The record is from RefSeq and is a predicted model, not a curated record. The transcript has 6 exons. NCBI's taxonomy places the organism in Eukaryota, Metazoa, Chordata, Actinopteri, Esociformes, Esocidae.
CAGUGUUGCAUAAUUCGGGGAGAAACAUUCUCUUGAAACACUCUAUUCUCCAUAUAAACUGAAGGUGUUUCAACUCACUUGACAUCCAAGGUGCACUUCUUGCUACGAAUUCCCUCUCUGACGGCUUAGUUUACCAGGAUACACGCCAUGUCUGUUCUCUACGUGUUCCCUCUCCUGGUUCUGUUCUCUGUGGGAACUGUAGAACCAGAACCACAGGACUGUGAGGAUCUGGUGAAACCAGUCGCUCUGGAAGACAAACGCAUCAUCUUUGGAGACUGGAUCUUCCUCGAGGGUUUUGGAAACCUUGAUAUAGUAAAUGACAUACUAAGAAAGACCAAGAGCUCCUGGAUUCAAAUCCUACCCACUUCAGAUAACGAGACAGCCCUUCUCAACCAGGGAAACUUGAUUGAUGGAAAAUGCCUCAACUCUUCUGUGUACAUGACCUUUUCCGGAAACAGUUUUCAAGCCACACACGAUAAUGUGAGCUCCACGGGAAGAUUACUACAGACCUGUCCUGACUGUCUCACCAUGCAGCUCAGCAGCGUUAUGGAAGGACAGAACGUCCAAUGUCUUUACAUCUUUGGGAAGAACCGGACACUGCUAGAGUCAGAUCUGAAGUAUUUCCGGACACAAGCCCAAUGCCUCCAGUACCCUCAGCCAGCACCGUAUUCCUACGAUGGGGUCACAGAGUUCUGCGCAGAGGAAAACAAGAGACUGUACGUGGUAGAGACUCAAAAGGAAAAGGUUGUUCUGCAGUGACACGGCAACUGACAAUGAAAUAGUUGCAUUAAUAAAAUAACUUUUUCCCUCA